Messenger RNA from Propithecus coquereli (Coquerel's sifaka), 2482 nucleotides. RefSeq names its product MON1 secretory trafficking family member B (gene MON1B). The coding region runs from base 355 to 1998 and encodes 547 amino acids. The transcript has 6 exons. Gene Ontology annotation, biological process: protein targeting to vacuole; vesicle-mediated transport. The record is from RefSeq and is a predicted model, not a curated record. Lineage: Eukaryota; Metazoa; Chordata; Mammalia; Primates; Indriidae.
CUCACGCCAACAGCCAUCGGUACAAGCAGUGGGCCUCGCUCGCCCCUGUUGGCAGCUGUAGCCAGUUCCGUGGAAAGGUGUGCAGAGGGGGCUCACUGAGUUCCCGACCAGAUCCGUCGUAGACCCGGGAGUGGCGCGCGCCAUCUCAACUGUGAGGGAACACCCAUAGGCGGCGGGAGAGGGGCGCCGCGGGGAGCGAAUAAAGCUCCGCAACCGGAAGUGUCUUCUGGGAGGUGUCGCACCCGGAAGUGUGGCAAAUCCCCAGCCGCACCCGGAAGUGUGAUGCUACCGCCGCUACGGGGAAGUAAUGGUAUCCGGCCAAUUGAGAUACGGGGUUAAAACAGGGAUGUGCAGAUGGAGGCCGGAGGAGACACUGCUGCCCCAGCCCCCGGGGGCGCGGAAGACUUGGAGGACAUGCGGAUCCCCAGUGAGGAGACUGAAGACCAUGGAGGGGUUCACGCCAGCCCGCCGGAUCCCGAAGACGGGGGCCUGGAGGAAACAGGAUCCAAGGCCAUGGACCAGCCACCCAGCCUGUCACCACUGCCCCAGACAGAGGCCCCAUCAAGCACCUGUCGACUCUGGGGUCCUGCAGCCCCUGAGAGUAGUCCCAUGGGUAUCCCUGAGAGUGGCUCUGGAGGCCAGGGAGGGGAUCCCAGCGAUGAGGACUGGCGCAGCCAGCGGAAACAUGUGUUUGUGCUGAGUGAGGCUGGCAAGCCCAUCUACUCACGGUACGGUAGUGUGGAGGCACUGUCAGCUACCAUGGGUGUGAUGACAGCCCUGGUUUCCUUCGUGCAGAGCGCAGGAGAUGCCAUCCGCGCCAUCUACGCUGAGGACCACAAGCUGGUGUUCCUACAGCAGGGCCCACUGCUGCUGGUGGCCGUGUCACGGACUCCUCAGUCAGCAGCCCAGCUGCGAGGGGAGCUGCUAGCUGUGCAUGCACAGAUCGUGAGCACGCUGACACGUGCGAGUGUCGCCCGCAUCUUCGCACACAAGCAGAACUACGACCUCCGCCGCCUGCUGGCCGGCUCAGAGCGCACGCUGGACCGACUUCUGGACAGCGUGGAGCAAGAUCCAGGUGCCCUGCUCCUAGGUGCUGUGCGCUGCGUGCCCCUAGCCCGCCCGAUGAGGGACGCACUGGGUGCGCUGCUGCGACGUUGCACAGCACCCGGCCUGGCACUGUCAGUGCUGGCAGUUGGCGGUCGACUGAUAACAGCAGCCCAGGAGCGGAAUGUGCUGGCUGAGUGCCGGCUGGACCCAGCUGACCUGCAAUUGCUGCUCGACUGGGUGGGUGCACCAGCCUUUGCAGCAGGUGAGGCAUGGGCACCCGUGUGCCUGCCCCGCUUCAACCCUGAUGGUUUCUUCUAUGCCUAUGUGGCCCGCCUGGAUGCCAUGCCUGUCUGUCUGCUGCUGCUGGGCACCCAGCGUGAAGCCUUCCAUGCCAUGGCCGCCUGCCGGCGCCUGGUCGAGGAUGGGAUGCGUGCCCUUGGUGCCAUGCGUGCCCUUGGGGAGGCUGUCAGCUUCUCCAAUGCCCCAUCAGCCAACACCCCUGCCUACAGCGUGCAGGCUGUGGGGGCACCUGGCCUCCGGCACUUCCUCUAUAAGCCACUGGACAUCCCUGACCACCACCGCCAGCUGCCCCAGUUUACCAGCCCUGAGCUAGAGGCCCCGUACAGCAGAGAGGAGGAGCGGCAGCGGCUGUCGGACCUGUACCACCGCCUGCACGCCCGCCUCCACAGCACCUCCCGACCCCUGCGCCUCAUUUACCAUGUGGCUGAGAAGGAGACACUGCUGGCCUGGGUGACCUCCAAAUUCGAGCUCUAUACCUGCCUCAGCCCCCUGGUGACCAAGGCAGGUGCGAUCUUGGUAGUGACCAAACUCCUGCGCUGGGUGAGGAAAGAAGAGGACCGGCUCUUCAUUCGCUACCCACCCAAGUACUCCACACCACCAGCCACCUCUGCGGACCAAGCUCCCCAUAAUGGCUUGUUCACUGGACUCUGAGAAACAGAGCUCCCAGACUGGGCAGUGCUUGGAGCAACCACCUUUGGUUCUUACCUUCUGUUUCCACCCUCGAAAUGUGGGGGCGGGGGGGUCUGUGGCUGGUCAUUGUCUCCCCGAGCAAUGGGCAAGCUCUGAGGGCCUGCCGACAACAGAGAGAUGGGUGGCAGCAGCCAGGUGAGCAGGCUCCUCUCCCAGCCACCUCAUGCACCUCCCCGUCUGGGGAAAUCCUUAGGCCUCCCUCUCCCUUCCCUCUGCCUCACCUCCGCCAUUUGGAUGGUGUUCCGGCCUCUGUCAAGGGCUGUCCCCUCCAAACGUCCUUCAGGGGUCUGCCUCCUCGAUGGAAUCUCAGCCCUGAGUGUCCAAGGCUGGCCUGGGGCUCUGGUGUGGCCCAUCGGGCUUGUGAAAUGGGAACGCAGGGCCAGCCUGUGCCUGGAUCUGGCCUGAGAGUAUUUUAAAGAAAAAACUGUUCAUAAAAGGCCUAAAA